Molecule: messenger RNA, 1017 nt
Organism: Lytechinus variegatus (green sea urchin)
Lineage: Eukaryota; Metazoa; Echinodermata; Echinoidea; Temnopleuroida; Toxopneustidae
Product: techylectin-5A-like
Exons: 5
Coding region: 1-1017 (338 amino acids)
Source: RefSeq, a predicted model, not a curated record
AUGUACAGAGCGAGUGAAUUCCAGAGUGUUGGAACUGCUACUUCAAAUAAUCUUUGGCGUGUGAUUGAGUUGAGUGACGUAGAACAUGUAGGAGAUGCCGGUAUAAAGAUCUGGUCUGAAGAUCUACGUCAGGGCCCUGGGAGCGAUUAUUUUGCUGGAGUAGGUUGGGCAUCUGCUGACCAAUCGCAGAAUCAGCGUGGCGUUGAUAUCAAUGGGAACUGUGAGCCGGUCAUGGAGGACGGAAAAGAAGUUCCUCAAAAGAUGACGUACCGUGUCGAUGACAAACGUUCUUACGGAAAGCAUGGGAGAGUGUCUUCUUUCCCUGUUCAGCGGAAAACUUGUGAAAUUGACGAUAGCAUAUCGCCUUCGGUGGUUCCAGGGCAACCAAUCGACUGUGCUGACAUCCAGGCUCGUGGGGCAAACGUUAGUGGUGUCUAUGCCAUAUACCCUGGGAAGCAUAUCAAUGUUUAUUGUGACAUGGAGACCGAUGGGGGCAAUUGGACAGUUUUUCAACGUAGAAGUGAUGGCUCUCUCGACUUCGGUCGAAGCUGGUCUGAUUACAAGAACGGCUUUGGAAGUAUCUCUUCCGAGCACUGGCUAGGUAACGACAUGAUUCAUCGACUAUCGAAUCAGAGGAAUUACGAACUGCGGGUUGAUAUGGAAGACUCCGAAGGAAAUACCAAAUAUGCCAAUUACGCUAUCUUUCGAAUUGAUAACGAAACACUUGGCUACAAACUGACUGUCAGCGGCUAUUCGGGAAAUGCAGGUGAUGCUCUUAGGUUGCACAAUGGGAAGAUUUUUCGCACUUCUGACAUGGGAUCGGGUUGCGCGAGGUCUUACAAUUCAGGUUGGUGGUAUAUUGCUCCUUCCUACCGGUGCGCUUCAAGCAAUAUCAAUGGUAUUAAGUUUAAACAUUAUCCAUUCGGGGUGUUAUGGACACCGCUGCCGAAUCGCAGGGCCAAGACAGGUGAGAUGAAGAUACGACCUGUACCGGACGACCCAAAUCAGAACAAUUAA